Molecule: messenger RNA, 951 nt
Organism: Cydia pomonella (codling moth)
Lineage: Eukaryota; Metazoa; Arthropoda; Insecta; Lepidoptera; Tortricidae
Exons: 1
Coding region: 1-951 (316 amino acids)
Source: RefSeq, a predicted model, not a curated record
AUGACGAAUGCGAUGGGUGUGCCACAGGGCUCGUGCCUGUCGAAUACCCUGUUCAGUUUAUUGCUUAACGACCUGCCCACCGCAAUACACGACGCGGAGAUAUAUAUGUAUGCCGACGACGUGGCUGCCAUCGUGACUGCGCCGACCACACGAGAACUGGAACACAAGUUGAACUCCGUAGUCCAGAGACUUGAGUUGUGGUUUCGGCUGAACGGCUUAGCCUUAAAUAGAGAUAAAACUUGUUACCUCUCAUUCCAGCUCAAUGGCGCGGCACCACCGACGUACUCAGUCGCUGCUGAACAAACAGCCCUGCAGAUGGUCCAAUCGGCUAGACUACUAGGCUUCCAAAUAGACAGCGGCCUUACCUGGGACCAACAUAUCGAUGACAUAUGCUCUAGGCUUGGCCGCGCAUGCUUUGCGCUCCGUCGCCUCGCGAGUACCGCGUCUCGCAGCGUUGUACUAUCGUGCUACUUUGCGACCGUCCACAGCCUCAUCACCUAUGGCGUGGAGCUGUGGGCGCGGGCUGCCGAUGCCGAUCGAGUCUUCAGGAUGCAAAAGCGGGCGAUACGCGCUAUUGCGGGCGUGCCCGAUGACGUGUCGUGCAGAGAGUUGUUUAAGGAAUUGGAUAUUUUGCCCCUUCCUUGUGAACACAUCUUCCAAGUUGCUCUCUUUACUUAUAAAAACUACGAUGCGUUUAGACAACGAGGUGUGAACGAAUCCCGCGCGAUGCGUAGCAACAAGCUUGCCCAUCUCCUCGUCACUCCCGCCCACAAACUACGCAGAUCAGAAAAGUCGGUAUACAUCUCGGGCCCGUCUGUGUAUAAUAGACUACCUGACACAAUAAAAAAAGAUGCAACUUCUGCGGUGGUCUUCAAAGCUAAAUUACGCAAGUGGCUUCUUAAUCAUCUAUUUUAUUCUGUAAACGAGUUCUACGAACUCCCAAUGAUAUAA